AUAGAACCUCCGGUGCAGGACAUUGGCAGUAAAGACACUUUUUGUGACUUUACCGUAAUACAUGAUACGCCCUCUUUAAAGCAAGAAAUAUGAGUUGAACGCUUUGUCGAUGUCAUUAAAGACGAACCACAUAUUGAGAUUGGAGAGAUCAGUGAAGCGUUGGGUGGCACCUACCUUGCGGGAAUUGAAAAAGAGGAAAGACAGACUUGGUCCAGAACCAAUACAAAAGCGAUCCUCCUUUUUGGAAUGGAAUUAUCAUGCUGAAAUCUUUGCAUUUGGCAAGCGCCUGAAGGAAGAUUUUGACAGGACGUUACUGCAGCAAGCGUUUACAACACGCUCUUACAUUGUUCAAGAGGAAAUGAAGCAGGAGCAGCUAGGUAUUGAAGAUCCCAAGCUAGCACUUACUGACAACCAAGAAUUGGCAAAAGAAGGCAUGAAGUUCAUGAAAAACUACAUAGAGAUUUAUGUGAGAGAAUCUUUGCCUAAAUUACCAGAAGAAGGUGUUGUAGCCAUUUGCAAGUUCCUGAUGACAGAUAGCACGUUGGCUUCUAUCUCAAAGCUUAUUGGAACGGAAGAUCUUAUUCUUUCUGCUGAAUUUCCUGUGGAAGAAUCAACAUUAGUCCAAGUGUUCUGUGCUGUUGUUGGAGCACUUUUGAAGAGCUCAGGCAGUGAGAAGACAGGCUUGUUUGUACGUGAUUUUGUGGUGGCUCAACUUGCUGGCCAAGAUGUGAGUGACAUAUGGUCUCCAGAACAGCCGCUUCUAACACUAGAAAACAUUCUCAAACAACAAGGAAGAGCUGCACCAGAGCCACGACUCAUUGGAGUGGCCGGUCCAAAUACCAUACUGGCUGCAUACAGAGUUGCUGUUUAUAGUGACCGUCAAUUCCUUGGUGCUGGAUUUGGAGAAUCAGUAGAUACAGCAGUUGAGCAGGCUGCACUGGAUGCACUGAAACGAUUAUUCUCUGUCACAGAAAACAUGAAGCCAUUCUCGUACAAAAUAAAUCCUGAUGUAGAAAUGUACAAAGCAAACUCUAAUGCCAGUCUGGAAGACUGGGGUGUGAAACAUCCACAAAAUAUAGUAAACUGUUAACUUUGUAUUGCUCAUCCAAAAAUUUAGAACUGUAUGUGUAUAAAGUUUUAUUAAAAUUUUUGAUCUCAAAUAAAA
Messenger RNA from Schistocerca americana (American grasshopper), 1165 nucleotides. RefSeq names its product 39S ribosomal protein L44, mitochondrial (gene mRpL44). Bases 110 to 1090 code for a protein of 326 amino acids. Gene Ontology annotation, biological process: RNA processing. The record is from RefSeq and is a predicted model, not a curated record. Gene Ontology annotation, molecular function: ribonuclease III activity; double-stranded RNA binding. Lineage: Eukaryota; Metazoa; Arthropoda; Insecta; Orthoptera; Acrididae. The transcript has 6 exons.